UGUCAAUCCCUCCAAGUCGCCUGAACUCAGUGACAUAUUAAAAUGACAGUUGUCACUUUUUGGCAAAUGAUUUUGUAAAUAACAAAAAUACCGCCUCUUGUUAUAAACCUCGCCGGCCAAAAAUACACAAAAAUGCUCUUCUAUUCAUUCUUCAAAUCACUGGUUGGCAAAGAUGUCGUCGUGGAGCUCAAAAACGAUCUAAGCAUUUGUGGAACUUUGCAUUCCGUGGACCAGUAUCUGAACAUCAAACUAACAGACAUAAGUGUCACAGAUCCAGAUAAAUAUCCGCACAUGUUGUCUGUGAAAAAUUGCUUCAUAAGAGGUUCAGUUGUUCGCUAUGUCCAACUGCCUGGGGACGAAGUGGAUACUCAAUUGCUUCAGGAUGCAGCUCGCAAGGAGGCUGUUGUUAGUACAAGAUAGAUUUGGAAUUGUAUUUUAUUCCUAAGUUAAGAAGGAUGUAAGUGUCUCUUUUUUUAUUUUAAAUUAAAGUAAAUGAAUUUGUAAAAGAA
This is a messenger RNA of Eupeodes corollae, 509 nucleotides long. RefSeq names its product U6 snRNA-associated Sm-like protein LSm2. NCBI's taxonomy places the organism in Eukaryota, Metazoa, Arthropoda, Insecta, Diptera, Syrphidae. Gene Ontology annotation, cellular component: P-body; U6 snRNP; U4/U6 x U5 tri-snRNP complex. The record is from RefSeq and is a predicted model, not a curated record. The coding region runs from base 133 to 420 and encodes 95 amino acids. Gene Ontology annotation, molecular function: RNA binding. The transcript has 3 exons. Gene Ontology annotation, biological process: mRNA splicing, via spliceosome.